Portunus trituberculatus (swimming crab) is the source of this 1158-nucleotide messenger RNA. Its product is annotated as collectin-12-like. The transcript has 4 exons. The record is from RefSeq and is a predicted model, not a curated record. Bases 29 to 760 code for a protein of 243 amino acids. NCBI's taxonomy places the organism in Eukaryota, Metazoa, Arthropoda, Malacostraca, Decapoda, Portunidae.
ACUGACCUUUUCAUUCUCCCCAACACAGAUGAAGGUCGCUGUCGUCCUGCUGUCGUGCCUCGCCUUCGCCGCCUCCUCCCGGCGUCCCUACCCGAGCCGCUACCCAAGCUCCGGCGGCGGCUUCCCUGGCAGAGGCUCAGUUAUCGUCUUCCCCGACGAGGUCAAGGGCGGUGGAGGAAGCGGGGGCCACGUCCACCCUGGAGUUGGUGUUGGGAAUAUUUACCCCCCACCAGUCGGUCAUGGUGGCGAGCCUCUGGUCACUAGCCACUGCCCACGCGCUAUUUCCAAAGAUGUCCACGGCACCUUCCUGGGACACAACUACCACUUCUCUUGGUGCGCUGAUGGCGGCCAGCGCUACACUUGGGAGGCCGCCCGCGACUACUGCACCAGGCUGGGCCCCGGCUGGUACCCUGUGGCCAUCGAAAGUAGGGAUGAAGACAACUACAUCAUCGACAUUGUUGGCAGCCACCAAUCUCCCUGGAUCUGGACUGGCGGGAACACUUUGAGCAACACUAACUACGUCUGGCAAUGGCUGGAUGGAAGUUCUCUCAUCUACACUAACUGGGGACAGACUGGAUCAUUGGACAGACCACAGCCAGACAACGCCGAAAACAACAACGAACGGUGCCUGGCUAUCCUCAACCAGUUCUACGCAGGAGACUUCAUUACUUUCCACGACAUCGGAUGCCAUCACACCAAACCAACCAUCUGCGAGAACUCUAAUGUCCAGGUUCCCGUCCCCGUGCCCCAGUAUGGUUAAGAGCGAUGGCUAAGGUAUAAUAGGUUCGGAGAUAGUGACUGUCCAACGGCCUAAGAGCGAAGGGUUAAUGCUUCUGUUAAGGGGAAUGUAAUGGUCUUAAGUGGUGAUUAUUUAAAAAAGAAGGAAUAUAAAAUGCAGCGUGUGAAAGUCCAUGAUAGGAUUGUGUUCUUGUAAUUUAUCAGUAUUAGAAUAAGAGAAACUUGUGUAUGAGAGAGAGAGAGAGAGAGAGAGAGAAUAACUGUGAUGCUUCGAGACACUAAUUACGAUUGUUACCUGCUUUUCUGGGGUGUUCAUGAUGUAAUCAACUAAAGCUCAAUGGACAAACACACCUGUGACUAAAAUUUAAGCAGGUUAUUGGAUGAUAAUGUGACGUUAAGUGAAUAAAUUGCUUGAAUGUC